Molecule: messenger RNA, 1183 nt
Organism: Cajanus cajan (pigeon pea)
Lineage: Eukaryota; Viridiplantae; Streptophyta; Magnoliopsida; Fabales; Fabaceae
Source: RefSeq, a predicted model, not a curated record
CUUUAAGCACUUGCAGCAAAAAUCAGUUUUGUUAUAGCGAAAAUGGGUGGUUAUUCUGGAUCCGAAUUUUGAAUUGAAGUUGGUAGUGGUGGAUGUUUUGUUUUCUAUGAUUCAUCUAUGUUUGGCGGCGGAGUAAGGUGGUGGCGCUUUUCAGAGCGAUUCAAGUUUCUGACAACCUCAUUCUCCAUCAACGCUAAGACCAAUUACUCCUUUUGUACUUCAGCCAACAACAACAACAAUUACAUCUCCGAUGAAAGGUAUCGUUAACUGGAGAAUCUCGACAUCAUGAUCGGCGCAAAGAUUCUUUUCACUGAUCCCCCUAAGAAGAACAAGUUUGGGUUUGAUUUCCAUCUUGUACAGUUUUGUUUUGCCUGCUUGCCUUCCUUGGCUGUAUAUUUGGUGGCGCAGUAUGCUCGUUACGAAAUGAGAAAAAUGGAGGUGGAAGUGGCGCUAAAAAGGAAGGAGAAAGAAGAAGAAGAAGCAAAGGAAAGAGAAAAGGCAAUGGAACUAAAGCCCCCUGAGGAAAAGGAAGAAAAAUCUGAUCCCCAGCUUUCAGAGGUGAAAGUGAGACUUGAGAAACUUGAAGAAGUUGUGAAGGAGAUUGUGGUUGAAACAAAGAAACAAUCUAGCAGCAACCUAGGCAAAAAUCAGGUGUCCGAUGAUGAGAAAAUACACCCAAAUUCCCCUGCACCAAGGAACACGAGUACCCCUGAUUCUGCAUCAAAUAAAGCUGUAGACGAAGACAGUCUUGAUAAGCACAAUUCUCUCAAGUCUAAGCCAGAAUUACAUGAAAAGAGCAAGGGUUCAGUUGCAACUGCAAAUUCUUCUCCUCUGGAUCCCAAAGGCCAGAAUCAAGUGGAGGUGCUUCUUAAGGGUUUAGGCUUUGGAGAUUUGGAAUUGAACCCUCUUGGACCAACACUUGGGUGAGAACCAACACUGAACCAAAAUUUAGUCAGCUCUGUCUUCUAUUCCUAUGGGCGAAUCGAAACCGAAACCAGGGCAUUUUCUACUUUUGUUUGUGACAACAGCUCUGAACUCUGUCCAUGGUUGUGGUUGCAAACUGGUAAACAGUUCGGUGUGUCUAUUCCAUGACUCUUUUUGUUCAUUUACUUUCAUUCUUUUUUUAUUAUGGGUUAUGAUAUCUCAUUUUGUUUUUUUAAACUGAAUUCUUAUAAAGUUCUUC